CCACCGAAAGCAUUCUGAACAUUCUCAUUUCUCAUUUUCGGUCUUCGCACUUCCGCUCCGUCAAAACAACAUUAUCAUCAUCUCAUCAUCAGCACCAUCAUGCAGCCGGAAAACUCUGAACUCUACCGGUUUCUUGCCCAGAACGGCGCCGGUUUCUUCGGCUUCCCCGCUGCUCCUUGUCAUGACUUCUCUAAUCAUCCUUCGCUUUACCAGCAGCAGAGUUUCUGUAGCUCCUCUUCCUCGUAUUACUCCUUGGAGGUCUCGGGAACUACUGAUACGACUCCGCAGGAUAGAGCUCUUGCCGCUUUGAAGAAUCAUAAAGAAGCUGAGAAGAGAAGAAGGGAGAGAAUUAACUCUCAUCUCGACAAGCUCAGGACGAUUCUUCCUUGUAAUUCUAAGAUAGACAAAGCUUCUCUCCUAGCAAAGGUGGUUCAACGCGUGAAAGAGCUUAAACAACAAGCUCUUCAACUCACAGACCUCGAAUCCUUCCCGUCUGAAACAGAUGAAAUCACCGUGCUUUCGGGCGAUUACUCGAGCGAUGGAAGAUUGAUCUUCAAGGCCUCGUUAUGCUGUGAGGAUCGCUCUGAUCUUUUACCGGACAUUAUUGAGAUACUAAAAUCUCUUCAUUUAACCACAUUGAAAGCAGAAAUUGUCACAUUAGGAGGAAGAAUGCGCAAUGUUCUCAUCGUCGCAGCCGAGAAAGAUCACAGCAUUGAGUCAGUCCAUUUCCUGCAAAAUGCAUUAAAAUCCUUGCUUGAAAGAUCUAAUUCUAGUGAUCGUUCUAAAAGGAGACGGAUGUUGGAUCAAAAAAUAAUGAUCUAAUAUAUAUAUUAGCUCAUUUCUCUUUAGCUUCUACCUUCAUGUUUCAAUUCAUGGUUUAGUGUGUGUGAGCAGAUUGUACUACUACGUGUGUGGGCUAAUUGCUUGUUUUAUUCAACCCAAGAAAAAAAGAAAUUAGAAAGAAAAAUCAGAGUGACAGUGUGGGUUUGUUAACUUUGUCUAGCUAGGGUUUUUAGUUAAUGUAAAAUAAUCUUCUCUACAUCUGAAUAUCUUCCAUGGGUAAAAAGUGAGAGAGAAUCUUAGAAUCUCUGUGAUGAAGAAGAAGAAAUUUUGUACGUAAUGUGUCUGUAGAAGCAAUGUUUCUGUGAGUUCCCAAGUUGGCUGAUAUUUAUAUAUAUAAAGCAAGCCUAUUGUUUAGCUGUUUCAUAUA
Mangifera indica (mango) is the source of this 1210-nucleotide messenger RNA. Its product is annotated as transcription factor bHLH106-like. The transcript is spliced from 2 exons. Gene Ontology annotation, molecular function: protein dimerization activity; DNA-binding transcription factor activity. Gene Ontology annotation, biological process: regulation of DNA-templated transcription. Lineage: Eukaryota; Viridiplantae; Streptophyta; Magnoliopsida; Sapindales; Anacardiaceae. The record is from RefSeq and is a predicted model, not a curated record. Bases 100 to 822 code for a protein of 240 amino acids.